AUGGUGCUGUUACGCGAUUGGUACGUGUCGAAUGUUUGCACUUCAAAUCAGAUACUGAUUAGCGAUUUCAGACUCAACAUUUCCUACGAAGUCGAUCUGCCAUGGAUGUACUAUUGCGAUCUCAGCAAGGCCAUCUUCGCUGAUGGAAUCUUGGCCGUCUCAGCCAUUGUUCUCGAGAUGGAUCUGAUUGUUGGCGUGCCCGGGUUGCUCAAAGGCCUUAUCAUCAUUGAUUGGGUGAGCGGCUAUUUUACCGCAAAGGAU
Mesorhabditis belari is the source of this 261-nucleotide messenger RNA. The record is from the annotation of a GenBank genome assembly. Lineage: Eukaryota; Metazoa; Nematoda; Chromadorea; Rhabditida; Rhabditidae.